CGAAAUUCACUUCUAUUUGUCGUAAACUGUUCAAAUUUAACAUUAGGUUUAAUUUAUACGUACAAGAUUAUUUGAUACUUGGUUCUACAUUUGGGUUAGAUCUGUAUUAGGAACAUAGGUUCUACAUUUGGGUUUUAAGGAACUAUAAAGACUUUUGUAAUUUUAACCUUAAGUUCUAAUUAUUCACAAUGAAAUUAACAAGUACUUUAUUCGCAAGAAUGGGUAAUUUGUCGAAAAGAUAUUCGAAUUUACCGGAUCGUUACAUAAAACGUGUAACCGAACAAGUAGAGUGGAGAACACCUCGUGGAAAACCACAAUACCUUCCGCGUAAAGUGGAACAUAAGCCUUACUUUUCCAUUCAUCGACCAUGGACACACGGUUUUCAAGCUCAAAACAAGUUUCGUAAGAGUCAGACUUUUACGCACGUCGAACCUAUAAAGAAUUGGAGUUACUUUCGCGGAGAUCGUGUGGAAGUAAUAUAUGGCCCUGACAAAGGAAAACAGGGAAUAGUAAGGGAUAUUAUACGAGAGAGAAAUUGGAUUAUUGUUGAAGGACUUAAUACGAAGCUAGAAUGUGUUGGUAAAUCUAAAACUUUCCCAGGUGUUUAUACUCGUGUAGAGCAGCCUCUACUGGUUCCUUCGCAAGUCCAAUUAGUGGAUCCUGCUGAUCUAAAGGGUACAGAAAUAGAAUGGCGGUAUACAGAGGAUGGUACCCACGUGAGAGUGUCUUCUAGAAGUGGUAGAAUAAUUCCAAUACCUCGUUCACACAACGAAACAAUAGAUUAUAAAUCCCCUGAAUUAUACGUAGAACAACCUAAGGAUACCUCAGCAGGUGAUGUACAAGAGGUAACAUUUGAGGCUAACUUGAAAACAUUUGAAAUGGAUAUUAUGGAUAAAAUGGGUAUCAAAGAGGAUCGUGUACCUAAAAAAUAUUACUGGUAUUGA
Molecule: messenger RNA, 944 nt
Organism: Colletes gigas
Lineage: Eukaryota; Metazoa; Arthropoda; Insecta; Hymenoptera; Colletidae
Gene: mRpL24
Product: probable 39S ribosomal protein L24, mitochondrial
Exons: 5
Coding region: 189-944 (251 amino acids)
Biological process (GO): translation
Cellular component (GO): mitochondrion; ribosome
Molecular function (GO): RNA binding; structural constituent of ribosome
Source: RefSeq, a predicted model, not a curated record